ACGCUACACCCAUAAACCAUUACUAAGAGGGCAAUUUUCUACGUAUACUGUAGCUAGUAGCCUAGGGUUACAGUAGCACUUACUUAACCUGGAUGGCUAUUUUAAAGCAUUGCUUGUGUAUAUGCAUUUUGGUCUGGAGUGGCGUGUUUACAAUGAAAUGAGAGCUGUCUAUAAUGAAUAAUAGAUAUCAUGUCCUGUGUGCUUUACCUCACCUUGUAACACAAAACAGCAGAAGAAGAACAUUGGCUAUACCUGCAGUGGCAUAUGCAGAGCUCAGGCUUUAGGCAGUGAUCUACAGUCUCCAAUAUUCUUGGUCAACCUGCUGCCAAUGACUGAAAACAAACUGAAUUUUCCUUCAGGCAUUUGAAGUGAUGCCGCUCGUCUGGGAUAUUUACUAAUGGGAUUAUAGUGGUUCAUGGAGGACAAAAGACUCUGGGGGAUAUGCUGAUAAGGCCUAUCGGGUUUUUACCAGCUGUCGAGGAUGCUGUAGUACCUACCUGUGGGGGCAACUACAUGUGGGGCAAAUGAGAGUUUCGAAGCGACCAAAUGCAACUUUAUUCCGAAAAUACAGUGGAGCACAUUCCAAUGUUUACCAAGGGGAAAUAGGCUUGAUUGGAGUCAUCAUCCUCUUGUUUGCUUAAUCUAAUUUGAUAAAUUUGUCCCUGAACGAUAUGAGGAGGCAAACGUUGAUGUGCCAUAGCCAGAGAAGUCAUUUUAGGUGAUGGAUUAUCGUCAGAAGAAGAAUUGUACUUUUUUCACUAUUGGAUUGAUAUUUCUGUUAAGUGGCAUUGAGUACGCUGUCAUCCUCCCUACAAUAUGGAGGUAUCUCCAGAUUUUGGAGGCACCUCCAUACUUCCUGGGUCUGGGCUUGUCUGCGUUCAGUCUGAGUGGGCUGCUGACAGGCCCACUGUUCGGCCUCUGGUCCGACCGGACCCGAACUACAAAGACCAUCAUCCUAUACUCCAACGUUUUUGAGAUUGUUGGUAGCUUCAUGUAUUUUAUGGGAUACUCAAAAUGGCUGUUGUUGUGCAGUCGACUUGUAGCAGGUGAGACAAAUACAAAUUCUGGAGUGUUUGUGGUUUUCUGUUGUUGUGCUGUAGGCCUAUAGCCACUCAUUUAAACGCUAAGUGAAUUAUUUACAAUUGUCUGUGUGUGUGUGUGUGAGAAAGUGAUAGAGAGAGAGAUGAAUGGCAUCCCAAUGUUACGGUCCUGAUAUCAUACAGCCUUUGAUUUGGUCACACAAUCUAGACCUAUUUAAUACACGUGUUGAUGCCUUCCAGGUAUUGGUGCAGGAGCAGGCUCCUCCAUCUUUGGCUUCCUCACACGGAGCACCCGGCCAGAGGAACGCGCUGGUGUUUUCGCUGCCAUCAUGGCAUGUCGCCAAGCUGGCCUCCUGAUUGGGCCAGCAUUCAAUUUGUUCCUGAGGCUGUGCGACUUCCAGCUGGGGCCAUUUGUGGUGAACAACUACACCUCUCCCGGGAUCUUCAUGUGUCUGAUGUGGAUCCUGCUCCAGUUUGUGGUGCUGGCCCUGUACUGGGACAUACCACCUAUCAGCUCCGAAGAGGGGGGUAUCGCUGUGGGAGAGAUCGAAGAGGAGGAGCCGCUGGUAAGGGCAGAGGAGACACUGGAGACCUACGGCACUGUCUGGGACGACCAGAUAGAGACAACCCUUUCCUCAGAGAUACACCAUUUCCAGGACCCUUCACAGUGCCCUCCCUCGCCGCCUUACUCUACCUCUUCCUCGUCCCCUCCUUCGACUAUCUCAAACCCCCUCACAAUUUUCAGUGCUAGUCAAGAGUUUCUGAGGGAGGAGGUGGUGGUGCUCCUCACUGCACAGUUCAUCACCCUCUUCAACCAGACAGCACUGGAGACCAUGGUGACACCUCUGACCCAGCGCUCCUUUGGCUUCGGAGAGCUUGCCAACAGCCUGAUGUACAGCCUGUGUGGCGUUGAGGUGAUCCUGGGCUUCUUCUUGGUGCGUGGGCUGAGUCGCCAGGUGGAAGACCGUGUGGUGCUGGCCGUGGGGCUGGUCAUCUGCAGUGUUGCCUGCGUCUGGUGCCUCAUCUUCCUGGCCAACCCCCAGGGCGGGUACUCCUGGGAGUUGGCAACGUUCAUCAUCGGAGUGUUCCUGCAGCUGCUCGGGCUUCCCUUCGUGGCCGUGUCCCAGGUGUCUCUCUUCUCCAAAGUCACUGCAGAGAAAACGCAAGGGUUCAGUCAAGGCGUGAGGCGCUCUGUUGGGGGGCUGGCUACUAUCCUGGGGCCUCUCUGGGCUGGAGGACUGACCGGUAACUUGUACCUGAUGCUUGGAGUGAUGCUGGCUCUUCUCCUCAUGAUCACAGUGAUGCUGAUACUAUCCUAUGAUCGCCUAGUCGAACCCAAAGUAGUGCAGCACGCCCAGAGCUCAGACAAUGGAGAAUAGACAAGAGUCAUGUUCAGUAGGGAGAAAAUGUUUUGAAAUGGGGAGGCAUGACCUGAACUUGUCCAAUAAGAGCACAGCUUCUGGGUUUCCGUUGCAACGCAUAUUGCUACGGGUAUGCACUACUGAACACGUCCCUGCUGUCAACUUGAAUGACAACUGAAGCCCUAAUAAAGGUCAAAGGUGAGGUGAUGUGACACAUACAGUGUGUCUCCCAACUACUAUGAGAAGGUCAAUGAAUGCACAUUACAAUAAAGGUGGCGUGUGUCUAAACUCUGCAAUGCAGCAGAGAUCCAACCAAUGACCUAGAGGCUAAUCCAACCCACUUUAAAGCUCUGUGGAGUCUAUUUUACGUUCACACUUUAUUUGGAUAGUCCAGUCAUACUAUCAACAAAGUAUCUGUUGAUAAGCAACUUUCUAAAUGUUUUUAUUUCACCUUUAUUUAACCAGGUAGGCUAGUUGAGAACAAGUUCUCAUUUGCAACUGUGACCUGGCCAAGAUUAAGCAAAGCAGUUCGACACAUACAACAACACAGAGUCACACAUGGGAUAAGCAAACAUACAAUCAAUAAUAGAGUAGAAAAAUCUGUAUACAGCAUGUGCAUAUGAGGUAGGAUUAAGGGAGGUAAGGCAAUAAAUACUUCUUGCUAAGGUUGUUGUUAGGGUUAGGUUUAGAAUAAGGGCUAAGGUUAGGGUUAGGGCUAGGGUUAAGAUUAGGGUUAGAAAUAGGUUCAGGGUUAGUACAUAGUUAGUUGAAACGUUACUGAGUCUGUAGAGCAUCUACAGAUGGACUAUUCAAAUAAAGUGUUGCCCAUUUUCCUAUCCCAACAUGAAUCUUUGCACAUUUUAGCAAACUUCUUUGAAAUAUUGUUGCUUGUAGUGUUUCUGUAGUAGAUAGAAUAUUUCAUAUCUACCAAAAGACGUAUACAUAAAUAUAUAACAUGGUAUUACGGAUGUACACAAGGGGGCACCGUUCCUCUCUGUUUGAAUAUUUUGGAAUGAUGUAAUUGAUGUUGAAUAAAUCAAGUUUUCAAAA
Oncorhynchus mykiss (rainbow trout) is the source of this 3451-nucleotide messenger RNA. The record is from RefSeq and is a predicted model, not a curated record. Lineage: Eukaryota; Metazoa; Chordata; Actinopteri; Salmoniformes; Salmonidae.